Molecule: messenger RNA, 2134 nt
Organism: Pecten maximus
Lineage: Eukaryota; Metazoa; Mollusca; Bivalvia; Pectinida; Pectinidae
Product: serine/threonine-protein kinase ULK3-like
Exons: 15
Coding region: 40-1470 (476 amino acids)
Biological process (GO): peptidyl-serine phosphorylation; autophagy; protein autophosphorylation
Cellular component (GO): cytoplasm; autophagosome
Molecular function (GO): protein serine/threonine kinase activity; ATP binding
Source: RefSeq, a predicted model, not a curated record
GGAGAUAAUAAAAUCGAAUCGAAAAUAACAACAUGGAGAAUGGCUCGACCGAUGUCAGCUUCCAUUUCGCAACCUAAGCUGAACGGAUACGUCUUUACCGAGAAGCUUGGCAGUGGUUCCUAUGCUACAGUGUAUAAAGCUUACAAGAAGCAUGGUUCCAGGGAGGUUGUAGCAGUAAAGUGUGUUUUGAGGUCGUCUUUGAACAAGGCAUCAUCAGAGAACUUACUGCGAGAAAUAGAACUUUUGAAAAAACUUAAACAUGACAACAUCGUGGAACUCAAGGAUUUUCAGUGGGAUGAUAAGUGUAUCUACCUUAUCAUGGAGUACUACAGUGGAGGAGACUUAUCCCAUUUCGUACGCUCCAAAAGGGCCCUGCCCGAAUAUAUCGUCAAACGCUUUCUUCAGCAAAUUGUCAGAGCUAUGAGGUACCUGAGGGAACACAAUGUAGCACACAUGGAUCUAAAACCACAAAACAUCCUAUUAUCUUCACCUACAAACCCAUCCCUCAAAAUUGCAGAUUUUGGUUUCGCAAAGCACAUGUUCCAUGGUGAUGAGCUACAUGCAAUGAGAGGUUCACCUCUGUAUAUGGCUCCCGAGAUUAUCUGUAAAGGAAUUUAUGAUGCUCGCGUCGACAUCUGGUCUAUAGGAGUCAUAAUGUACGAAUGUCUAUUCGGACGGGCACCUUUUGCCUCGAAAAACUUGAAGGAACUUGAGGUGAAGAUCUGGGAUUCAAAACCAGUAGAGCUUCCAUAUGGUGUGACAGUUUCAGACUCAUGUAGAGAUAUUCUGCUUCGGAUGCUGAAGAGGGAUCCCGAUGAGAGAAUAAGCUUUGACGACUUCUUUAAUCAUCCAUUUGUUGAUCUUGACCACAUGCCUAGCAACCAAUCCUUAGAUAAAGCAGUAGCUGUAGUGCGGGAUGCUGUACUUUCAGACCAGAAAGGAGAUUAUCCUGAUGCAAUAAAACACUACUGUAAUUCUCUCUCUCACUUCAUUCCAGCCAUCCACCAUGAAAAAGACAGGGAAAAGAAAGAAGUACUGAGAAGAAAGGUUAAAGAGUACAUGGAUAGAGCUGAAGAAUUAAAGACAUUGAUGAAGCCAAAAAAGAAUGAAGUUCUGAAAAGGUCUUGUUCUACAGAUCCACUGCAACAACUUUUGAAGAUGUAUGAAAACACUGAUGAAAUAACAGCAGCAUUAAAGGUGAUAAAAGGAGCUGAGAUCGAGCAUGCUGCAGAAGAUUAUGAAUCAGCACUGGGUCACUAUGAGUUGGGCUUGAGAACUGUAAUUCAUGCCCUGAAAGAAGAAUCAAAAGGGAAAAGAAAAGACCUUUUAGGGAAACAGACUCGUCUUUGGAUGGAAGAAGCAGAAAAGAUCAAGACAUUCCUGUCUGUUAAAAAACUCAAUACAGCAGACACGUCAACACAAGAGGAAGAAACGGACAAUAAAUAUCUCGGGCAAUGUUCAAUUCAGUGAGAACAUCCAUGUCAUGACCGUCUGCCAGAAAACUUCAAAGUAGUAUAAUCUAUUCAAGAAUUAAUUUUGUGGAAAAGUGGUGAGAAGGAAGCAUUAUUUUGUUGAAGAAUGAUUGUCAUAUCUCUGUAACGAUGCCUCAUAAUACUAUUUCAUUAAGUUUAAUUUGUACUUGUUUAUAAAAUUAUAUAUGUAUACUGCCAGUCAGUUUUUGUACGAUAUUGUGAUCCGUGCUAUUGUCGUGUGAGAAUGAUCAGGGAUACUUUUUACAGUCAAAAUAUCUGCCCAUGUUAUAUAAAGCAUGAUAAAAAAAAGAUUUUGAAAUGUGUUUCAUUAGACAAUAUAUUGACGGAACAAGAAUUACUCAUUUGAAAUGUUGAAGUGUUUAACACAAAGCAGGCUGUGGUGUCUUGAAUAAAUUCAAUUCAAUAUAAAUCUUGUAGAAAUAUACUGUAAGUUUUUCGAAACCAUUGCCAUUUUCUAUUUUUAGUAUCUUCUUCAAACCUUGCUUUUCUGAAUUGGGAAUCUUUUGAUUAUAUACAGUGUGUAAAUCUAAAAUGUUGUGUAAAUGAAAAAAAUACAAAUUCAAUAUAAGUACUGUAUAUACAAAUACAUAUCUUUGUUUAUUCCUCUUGUACGAAGUUAUUAAACUUUCUUUUUGCUUUCA